AUGAUAAAAAAAAUUAUUAUUGCUAGUGAUCAUGCUGGAUAUGAUUUAAAAGAAGCGAUUAAAAAACAUUUUAGCAAUGUUGAUAUAAAGAUACUUGAUUUAGGGGCAAACGAUCCUGAUAAAGCUAUUUCCUAUGCACAACAGGGUCAAAAAUUAGCAAACACUCUCUUAAAAACUAAACACAGUCUUGGAAUAGGAAUUUGUGGGACAGGAAUUGGUAUUUCUAUCGCAGUUAAUCGAUUUAAAGGUGUUAGAGGAGCAAAAGUAAAUACUUUAGAAGAAGCCAAAUUAGCUAAAAAACAUAAUGAUGCAAAUGUGUUAAUAUUUGGCGGAAGAAUUGUAACUCCAGAAAAAGCAAUAAGAAUGAUUAAUCAUUAUUUAAAAGAAGAUUUUGAACAAGGAAGACAUUUAGAUAGAAUAAAUCAACUUGAUAAAUAA
This is a messenger RNA of Stegodyphus dumicola, 438 nucleotides long. RefSeq names its product probable ribose-5-phosphate isomerase B. NCBI's taxonomy places the organism in Eukaryota, Metazoa, Arthropoda, Arachnida, Araneae, Eresidae. The record is from RefSeq and is a predicted model, not a curated record.